Molecule: messenger RNA, 2277 nt
Organism: Sesamum indicum (sesame)
Lineage: Eukaryota; Viridiplantae; Streptophyta; Magnoliopsida; Lamiales; Pedaliaceae
Gene: SIG4
Product: sigma factor 4
Biological process (GO): DNA-templated transcription initiation; regulation of DNA-templated transcription
Molecular function (GO): DNA-binding transcription factor activity
Source: RefSeq, a predicted model, not a curated record
CACAUAUACAAAGUGGAGAAAUAAAAAUAUCUAAGUCAUUGCAACAUAUAAAUCAAAGCAAGUGAAGUAUAAUAUCUCCAACACUCUUUGGUCUCCCACACCAUUACUUGGAAUUGGAACAUGUAUAUGGCCAUGGCCAUAUGCUCAUGUUCAAAGCAAUCACCAGCAUUGCCAAACAUCUCAUUCCCCUAUUAUUCUACCAAAUCAUUUCUCAAAGUUUCAAGUUAUAACACCCUUCCAACAUACACUCAAUCUCCAUGCAAUCAUACUUGUAGCUAUACAGUCCAGGAAGAUGCAAUAAUAAUUCAUAGUGCUUGCACUCAGCACCUUGCUGUAGCUGCAGCUGCAGCUGCACCGGCUCAUGAUAUGGAGAAGUUGUUGGAUUUAAAGGGCAGUGAAAAUGAUGCGAAGAGGGGGCGUUUUUGGUGCAAUGAAGUUGCAGUCAGAAGGAAGAGAAGACGAAAAUUAAGGACAUCGGAGCGUGUGAAGAAUGAUGAGGAUGGCAAGCUCGUGUUUGUGGAUAAGAAGGAAGGAAAAUCCAGGUUCAUGACCUCUAAAGAAGAGGCCAGAUUUUCUUGGUACUUGAAGGAAAGAGCAAGAAUUGUGGCUGUGAAAACAGAACUACUAGCAGAAACAGGACGACGUGAAGUAUCCUCAAGCCAAUGGGCCAAGGCUGCUGGAAUCAGCCAGCGGAAUCUGGACAGGAUUCUGUGCAAUGGAAGAGAGUCGGAGGAGAGAAUCACUAGUUGCUACCGCAGACUCGUUGUAUCGAUUGCUUCUUCGUAUCAAGGCAAAGGAUUAAGCUUGCAAGAUUUAACUCAGGAAGGCAGCAUUGGGCUACUACGUGGGGCGAUAAAGUUUAAUCCCGAAAGGGGUUAUAAGUUAUCAACAUAUGCUUACUGGUGGAUAAGGCAAUCUAUUACCAGAGCCAUUGCAAACAAGUCCAAGAUUAUCAGAUUACCGGGCAGCAUAAGUGAACUGGUGCCAAAGAUUUGCGAGGCUAAUGCUGCGUUAAGCAGAAGGCUGCGAAGGCCCCCUACGUAUGAUGAGAUUGCAGAAGCUAUUGAUGCUAAUAGUUCAGCUGUAAGACUUGCGAUCGAAAGAAACAGAUCCCCGAUUUCUCUUGACGAAGCCAUUACCAGCCAAGGUUGCAUGUCUCUGCAGGUUCUUUCCACUCCAGUUUUGUAUAUAAUUCUUCACUAUUUCUAUUUCUACAAUUGGGACAGGCAUAGAAGAACUCGUACACAUCGUUUGCAGGAUAUAGUUGCAGGGCCAGAUGAGAUAACUCCAGAGGCAAUGGUGAAGAAAGAUCAGCUGAAACCAGAAAUCCAAAAGCUGCUUAAGCCUUUGUGUGACAGAGAGGCACACAUCUUGAGACUGCACUAUGGGUUGAAUGGUGAGACGCCGUGGUCGUUUGAGGAGAUAGGAAGGGUGUUGGAGCUCUCAAGGGAGAGAGUUAGGCAGAUUAACUCUGCUGCAUUGCUGAAAAUAAGGCAGACGAGCAAAGUAGAGGAUCUGAAGCACUUCAUAUAGUUUAUCCAUAUACAAAGAAUGAUACAGAUAGAGAUAUUCAGAGUUGGGAAACUGUAAAAAUUGUAUUUGAAUGCAAAAACACUGAAAUGUUAGUAAAUAUUCAGAAGUGGUUGUCCCUUCAUUGGGUGACUUGCUUUUCAUUUGCUUAGAACAGAUGACGUUGCAUUUGUUUCAUGGUGGAAGGAAAUAAACUAAUGCAUACACAUUCUGAACUUUUGUUUCCUGUCUUUUGUCAAUUUGAUUUUCUUCAGUUCUAUACUUUCAUGACUAGUUGUGCAGAUAUUUCGUUUUUGACAUCUACAUAGAAUAGAAAUGGCUGGUAGAAUCAAUUUUGUGACAAAAUAUUACAAUAAUAAUUAUUUCUAUUCUGACCUUGAGAGCAUCAAGCGUUUGUAGUCCAACGGUUAGGAUAAUUGCCUUCCAAGCAAUAGACCCGGGUUCGACUCCCGGCAAACGCACCUGUUGUGUUUCCCAGGUUUUUGACUGUGAGUGGUGACUUAUGACAAAAACUAACUGCAGCAUCCCAUUCUUUUUUUUUGAAUUUCAGUGUUCAAAUAUCAGUUUCUUUUUCCCCCUUUCGGAAACGAAACGCCAAUUAGUUUCACUCAUUAGAUUUAUAGAACUUUCUUGGCAACUUUAGGAGAUCAUUUUCCAUCACUGGGCAUCAGAUGCAGUGAGUCGAGGUCUGCCCGAUUUAUAUGCAUAUCUCUGUCAGACAAGUGGUGACUGCAGCCGCAUAAAAGU